Pieris rapae (cabbage white) is the source of this 1640-nucleotide messenger RNA. It is a transcript of the gene rswl, whose product is annotated as mitochondrial ribonuclease P protein 1 homolog. NCBI's taxonomy places the organism in Eukaryota, Metazoa, Arthropoda, Insecta, Lepidoptera, Pieridae. The record is from RefSeq and is a predicted model, not a curated record. The coding region runs from base 385 to 1626 and encodes 413 amino acids. Gene Ontology annotation, cellular component: mitochondrion; nucleus; nucleoplasm. Gene Ontology annotation, biological process: positive regulation of mitochondrial translation; mitochondrial tRNA 5'-end processing. The transcript has 5 exons. Gene Ontology annotation, molecular function: tRNA binding.
CGUGACUUAAGUUUUCCUUAAAUAUCAUGAAAACAGAUUCAUUAGAAGCAUAGGUUUCAAAAUCGGAAAGAUUCUCGGAAUUACUAAAACAAGGUCGGAUUGAUCAUCCCUAGACGAUAACAAAUAAGUCCAACAAUAACUCGUUGUAAUCUCUAUAUUGUAAUUUUUAAUAUUAUCUUGUAGAUUUUAAAUAGGAUACCCAAUACUUACACACGUGAAUUACACAUAGUUUAUGAAGAUAUUAUAAAGUAUAAAUCCAAUCGCAUUUUUCACCGUUGCCGUAUAUUUUUCUGAAUGUUAAUAAAAACGUAUAUAAUUUAAUAUAUAAAUAACUUAAUAAAAUUUUUACUACUAAGUUGUUCAUAUCUUUUUUAUAGUUUCAUCAUGUAUUGUGUAAAAUCUUUAAUUACUCAUAUAGGACACAUGAACUUAAAAAACCUUAUGAUAAAACCUAGAGUUAUAAAACGAAACUUUAUUAAAAUAUCUCGUAGUUACUCAUCAAAACUUGUUGAAGAUGAGGAUGAUACAGAAAAUAUUGUUCAUGAUAUAUGUAAAGGGGAUCCUGAAAAAGAGAAGAAAUUAAGAGUGUUGAUGUUGGAAGUAGAAGUAAUGAGGCAAGAUGGAAGAACAGCCCCAGAUAGAAUGAAUACAUCCAAUUGGGAAUAUUUAUUAGAACUUAAGUCUCGAAAUCAAAGAGCCAGCUAUCUGACUUACUUAUGGAAAAAUGAAAUGUCAAAAAUAAAUCAAAAAGCCCGGAAAGAAGCUAGAAGAAAAGAGUUGGAUGAAAUGGAUGAAGUAGAAGCUAAAGAAUUUCCAGAUGACUUAUUGUAUGGUAUAAAACAUCUAUCUCUUUUUCUACGCAUUCGAGACCAAUCAAUAAAUAAUUUUGAUAAUUAUAGAGCUCUUCAAGCAUUGACGUAUGGUCAAUCAGUAAUAAUCGAUUGUUCAUAUGAAGAGCACAUGGUUAAUAGAGAAAUAUUAAACGCUGCCAAACAAUUGACCUAUGUAUUUGGUGAUAAUAGGUUGCAUAAAGAACCCUUUAAUGUAGUUUUAUGCAAUGUUAAUAAAGAAGGAAAAUUUAUGGAACAAUUUAGGAAAAAUGUACCUUCUUUGGAAGAACCCUGGUUUCCAUUAAAUAUUCAUACUACAUCUUAUUUGGACUUAUUUCCAAAAGAAAAAUUAGUUUACCUGACACCUCACUGCAGAGAAGAAUUAACAUAUUUUGAUCAUGAUGCUGUAUAUAUAAUUGGUUGUAUGGUGGAUAAGAUGAAUAAUGAACCUCAUUCCUUAGCAAAAGCAAAGAGAGAUGGAAUCAAAAUGGCCAAACUUCCUCUUGAUAGAUACUUAGAAUGGGCACCAGGUUCCAAAAAGAAUUUAAAUAUUAAUCAUAUGAUCCCAAUACUUUUGGAUUUGAAGUCAACAGGAGACUGGGAUUACUCAUUGAGACAUAUACCUAGACGAAAAUUAAUGGAAACAAAAAUAAAAGCUUUUCAAAAUAAAUUACAAAAGUCAGGAAAGAUAAAUGAUAUUAAAAGUUACAUGAACCUGCGUAUGAGUGAUAGAAGGGUUUUCCAGGAUAAACGAAAAACAUCUAAGAAGUCACUCUAUGAUGAUGAAAAUAUAUAAGUUGUAUUCUUAAA